CGGCUCUGCCAUUUUCCGUCGAAGAGGCCAUCGGUUCGCCGAUGGGACUCCAGUACUUGAACUUCCAAAUCAGUUAUAAUUUCGUCGUUCUAACCGCCAACACGGUCCGACGGCUGAACGUGAAAACGUGCUUUUAGUUUACCAAUAGCCCGUAGUCAAUGGCUUAUUUGUUUAUCGAAACCAAAUGGUUUUAGUUAAUUGCUAAAUUAAAAUAUCGAUUUGAUUGGUUUCAGUCCACCUUGAAGUUUGAUUCGAAUUAAGGGGCCAUCGAUUGAAUAUUAAACAAGCCAAAGCCUUCGAACCACCUGAAAGUGCAGGUGGAUUGGAUUAUUUAUAUAAUCUAGACCAUUUUCGACAACUUCUUGGGUGCGGAGCCAGUGGCAUUGUUUUAAUGCGGCCGACACGCGUUUCCCCAACAGCCGGAGCACAUGUGCGGGUUACAUUUUAGGACGCGUAACAGUCCGUCUCAGAAGACGUCCCUCCGCUGGGGCGACUGCUGUCUAGCCUAGUGUUCUAGUGUUCAGACCGUGAUUCGAGUUCCUACCCCGGAGUACUAAUUCUCCGAUUCUGAUUCCUUUACAAGGGAUCUGCGAUCAAAACUACUACGGGAUAUACCCAAAAGCCCUUUAGAGCAGGGAAUGUUGCAUAAGCCGAGGCGCUUUUGAUUGGCGCGCUUCUUUGAUUGCCGUCGCUAAGCUCCAGAAUCGAAAAUUGGCGUCCGCUUGAACUUGGCGCACAAAUCCCAAAGCAGAGUUAAAGGUCAACCCCUUUUCAAAAGUAUUAAUUUACACAAGUGCGUUGAGAGUCGUGAUUUUCGUAGCCAAGGACAGGCCUGAACCGCAAAGAUGAUCAAUAUUGCUGGCGUGGUGAGCAUUGUGCUCUUCUACCUCCUGAUCCUGGUGGUGGGCAUCUGGGCUGGUCGCAAGAAGCAGUCUGGUAAUGAUUCAGAGGAGGAGGUGAUGUUAGCCGGUCGCUCCAUUGGCCUAUUCGUGGGCAUCUUCACCAUGACGGCCACAUGGGUGGGUGGCGGUUAUAUCAAUGGCACAGCGGAGGCUAUAUAUACAUCGGGUCUGGUUUGGUGCCAGGCUCCAUUUGGAUACGCACUGAGUUUGGUAUUCGGUGGCAUCUUCUUCGCCAAUCCCAUGCGUAAGCAAGGAUAUAUCACUAUGCUGGAUCCCUUGCAGGAUUCCUUUGGCGAGCGGAUGGGUGGCCUGCUCUUCUUGCCUGCUCUCUGUGGAGAAGUCUUCUGGGCCGCUGGCAUCCUUGCUGCCCUGGGCGCCACUCUGUCGGUCAUCAUUGACAUGGAUCAUCGAACCUCGGUGAUCCUCUCCUCCUGCAUCGCCAUAUUUUACACACUCUUCGGAGGCCUGUACUCAGUUGCAUAUACGGACGUGAUCCAGCUGUUCUGUAUCUUCAUCGGACUGUGGAUGUGCAUUCCCUUUGCCUGGAGCAACGAGCACGUUGGCAGCCUGAGUGACCUGGAAGUGGAUUGGAUUGGGCACGUGGAGCCGAAAAAACAUUGGCUUUAUAUAGACUAUGGUUUGCUGCUCGUCUUUGGAGGCAUUCCUUGGCAGGUCUAUUUCCAGCGAGUGCUCUCAAGCAAAACAGCCGGAAGGGCCCAACUCCUGUCCUACGUUGCCGCUGCCGGGUGCAUCCUGAUGGCCAUUCCCCCAGUGCUCAUCGGGGCGAUUGCUAAGGCCACACCUUGGAACGAGACGGACUACAAAGGUCCCUAUCCUCUUACCGUGGAUGAGACGAGUAUGAUUCUACCCAUGGUGCUGCAGUACCUCACGCCCGACUUUGUGUCCUUCUUUGGCCUGGGCGCCGUUUCCGCCGCCGUGAUGUCCUCAGCAGAUUCCUCGGUGCUCUCCGCUGCCUCCAUGUUUGCCCGAAAUGUGUACAAAUUGAUUUUCCGUCAGAAGGCGUCCGAAAUGGAAAUAAUUUGGGUGAUGCGCGUCGCCAUCAUUGUAGUGGGCAUCUUGGCCACUAUUAUGGCCCUCACCAUACCCUCCAUCUACGGAUUAUGGUCCAUGUGUUCGGAUCUGGUUUACGUCAUCCUGUUCCCGCAACUGCUGAUGGUGGUGCACUUCAAGAAGCACUGCAACACGUACGGCAGCUUGUCGGCAUACAUUGUGGCUUUGGCCAUUCGUCUCUCAGGCGGUGAAGCUAUCCUGGGACUAGCUCCAUUGAUCAAGUAUCCUGGCUAUGAUGAGGAAACGAAAGAGCAGAUGUUCCCAUUCCGCACCAUGGCCAUGUUGCUCAGCCUGGUCACGCUGGUUUCGGUCUCCUGGUGGACUAAAAUGAUGUUCGAGUCCGGAAAAUUGCCGCCCAGCUACGACUACUUCCGCUGCGUGGUUAACAUUCCAGAGGAUGUACAACGCGUUGGCGAUCCCUCGGAAUCGGGAGAGCAACUAUCCGUUAUGGCUGGACCAUUGGCCCGAUCGUAUGGUGCCGCCACAAUGGCUGGCAAGGAUGAACGCAAUGGUCGCAUCAAUCCCGCCCUAGAAUCCGACGACGAUCUGCCGGUAGCAGAGGCAAGGCGUAUCAACCAGGAGACGGCUCAGGCGCAAGUCAAAAAGAUGCUAGAUAAUGCUACCGGGGUAAAGCCGUCCGGUGGUGGAGGUGGACAGAUGAGUCAAGGCGGUAUGGCCAUGCCGGCUACGGAUCAAGAUAAUACGGCCUUCUGAGCGGAGUAGAAAAUCCCAUAGGACUUUAAAAGCUGAAAGCCCGAAAGUAUGCUGCAGUUAAAACCAGUGAAUUAUCCGAUUUUAAGUUGCGCUUGUUAAGGGGGAUUCAAAUGGGGGAAGUUGGUUUGUCAGAAGUCAGAAGGUCAGAAGAAGGGACGGAGUACAGAAAGUAUUAGGAAAUGUACGUUAAACACACAAGUGCUCAGGUAAAAAGUGCAGAAAGCUGAUCGUAAAGUUUACAUUUUUAUUUAGCGAACUUAUUGUGUAUAGUUUCUACAAGCUUUAAGCGUUCUAUCGGUAUUCAUUUUGAUGUUAGAGAAUCUAUGUGUAAAUGUUCAAAACGGUAUCAGAAGUGCAGAAAUCGUUAACCGUAUACAUAUCAACUGCAUUUUCCUGGCCCGAGAAUUGCAUAAAUUUAUGUAUUAACCGACAAAAAAAAAAGAUUUUGCCGGAAGUAAGGCUAAUUUAUCUGUAUAACCACGAAGAUUUGAGCAUUUGAGUGCCACAGAUGCGAACAGAUGAUGAUGUUUGCGCCACGUAAGCAAUACGAAUCGGCAUUCCUGGCAUUAGCAUAUCGAUCAUAUACUAUAUAGAUGCAUAUAAUGUGAAUCAUGUGUCCUUCCAGAACGAACAAAGCUAAGCAAAACUAACCACAAAACUAACGCAAACGAAACAUAUCAAAACAAGGCGAAAGUAUAUAAAUAUAUCAAUAUACAUAUCAUUGGUGUAACUGUUGUUUGUAAGCUAUAUAGGAGAAUGAAUAUAUUAUAUAUACUGGUACAUCAACUAUACCCAAUAAAAUGUGCAAACAAAGUAGUUGUGUAAGUGAGCGAUAAUGAGGCAUAUCAAGUUAUAUAGGAAUGAAUUUUAGCUGCUCUCAAAGAGCAAAAACCACAAAGUAUAUAUGGCAGAUCAUACACAAGAAAUCCCUGAAACGAACAGAUGAAACAAUUAUACAUAUAUAUAAGAUGUUGCGUCGUAGUACCUAAACAAAUAUAUAUACCUAUACAAAAUCAUAUACACAAACAUAUAUAUAUACAUAUUUAGACAGCCAGACACUGAAUUUAGAGAGUUAUACCCAAAGAAACACCCACGACAUUGACCCAAUAAAAACCUGCAAAGAAGCAUUGGCAAGGGAGAUUCUAUUCUAUAUAAACACACGCUGCCUGAACCCCAAACCUCAACCUUUGAUCUCAAAGUAAGCCCGUAAAAAAUUAAUCCAAAUUGAAUAUUUUAUCAAGAGAGAGUGCGUUGGUUCCUCUUUUUGUAAUUCACUCGGCUCGUUUGUUACUCUUUCGUCCCGUUGGAAAGAACUAAUCUAAAAUCUAAAUCUAACUAAAGUCAACUCAAGAUAACUAAUAUGCGUAAAUAACUUGAUAGGGUUUUGAGACCCAUAAAUACCAUAACUACAUACAUACAACUAACUUAAUUGUAAUGAAUGUUGACUGCUUUUUGAUUGAGCCUCGUAUGUUUGUUGUAUUGGGGUAAAGUUUUUUAACGUUUACAUAAGUGAAACUAAGAAGUGUUUGAGUCCAUUUAGGAUUACCUAUCUCAUAUGAUACAAGCAUAUCUGUUCGUUGUUAUUGUUAUUAUUAUAUCUCUAUUUGCAUCAGAUCUGAGUGUGUAAAUUUUGAUAACGUUUGAAUCCGUUUAACUAAGGAGUUUAACUAAAUUUCCAGAGAUCCUACAUAAAUUAAGUGUGUGUUUGUAUUUCAUGUUUCACGUUUCAAGUUUCUUUGUGCUGUUAACAAGGUUUGUAAAUAUGCAAAUUACUCGAAUCGUUUGUAAAGUUACUAUCAACUACUAAACAAAACCACCAAAUAAUUUAUGCAUUCAACUGCGAUGACUUCGCUUGGUUAAAAUAUAGUUCAAAACAAUUCUGUUUUGCAAUUAGUUAAAAUAUAUGUAUUUCUGUUAUUGUUAACCAAACUUGGUCUACCCAUUCCGAGUUUCCUUAGUGGCAUUAUGUUAACCAAAGCAAAAACAAAAAACCAAAAACAAAAAUAUAGGACGAUGGGUUACGAUAUACAUGAUGUAUUAAGAUCAAAUUAAACCGAAUACAUAUCAAUGUUUUAAGCAUAGCGAAAUGGAAUAAAACCCCAGCAAAAAGAAACGAAAAAAGUAUUUAAUAAAUAAAAGGUAUAUAUAUCUACAUUAAAAUGGUUUCUCUGUUUACUAAAAACCAAAAAAAAAAAAAACUGUUGUUUAGUUAUUUAUUCUAUUUCUCAGUACUUAGUUUACCGACUCACUAACUGAGUGGCUUGU
Drosophila eugracilis is the source of this 4952-nucleotide messenger RNA. It is a transcript of the gene ChT, whose product is annotated as high-affinity choline transporter 1. Gene Ontology annotation, biological process: choline transport; acetylcholine biosynthetic process; transmembrane transport. The record is from RefSeq and is a predicted model, not a curated record. Bases 846 to 2687 code for a protein of 613 amino acids. The transcript is spliced from 6 exons. Gene Ontology annotation, molecular function: choline:sodium symporter activity. Gene Ontology annotation, cellular component: plasma membrane. Lineage: Eukaryota; Metazoa; Arthropoda; Insecta; Diptera; Drosophilidae.